AUGAUCAUGCAUUCACGAGCCUUCCUCCUCUGUCUUCUCGCCCUUUCCGCAUCGGCGACGGACGUAAGUCCCAUUCAGGAUGUCGCGGCCGCGGAUACUCACGACGCUCACGCGACGAACGGCCCGGUCACGACGACAAACCUCCGGCGAUCGAGCCGUGUAAUCAGCGUCCACCGCGGAGGGCCAAACGACACGACCGUCCCGCUGAGGAACGGGGACUGUCAGUUCCAAGCCUGGGACGAGCUGUACAUCACCGACUUCCUGCAAGAACAGUUGGAUGACCUCUCAACCGGCGACCACUGCUGGAUCAUCAAGGGCGUCAAGGGGCUGAGGGAGCUGUUGCAGAGGAACAUCUCCGCGAACCCGUUGAACAACGUCACGAUUCCGACGUGUGUGCCGCUCAACAUCACGAGCUCUGGGAACUCCUUUUCCAUUGACUUUUCGGAGCACACCUAUCAUGUCAACGGCUUGGCUGAGGAUACGUUCGUUCUGCUGACCUACGUGCAUCUUGUGUCUAUGACGGCUGCGUUCUUUCUAGCAUAUCCCAUCAUCCUGGUUCUGGCGUCAACCCCCAACCUAUGCAUCAUGAUCGACCGGCCUCUUGGGGAAGCCUCGAGGGCAAAAUUCGAACGAUGGCAAACGAUAUUUCAGACCGUUGUGUUUGCGCCCUUCAUGGUUGUGGGGUUGGUUACCGGGAUCGUCGCGAUGGGGACGUCCGAACACGCCAGGACGCAGCACGGGAUUAUUGGAUACAUCACCAUAGCUCUUGCAGCCGUCGCCAUCCCACUCUACCUGUACCAGCGACGCUUGAGUUCGCGACCAGAACUGGCGUUCUACAUGUACCGAAGACUCAAGAUGAUCAACGGUCUCGACUUCAUGAUUUGCCAAGCGAUACUGUUGAUAUCGGGCUUCGCUCUUCCGGACGGUAUCGACGAUUUCGGCAUCAUGACUCUUUGCGGCACUAACACGCUGUCAUCGUCCUUGAUAUUCUCCUUGGGCAUGAUUGUAUCAUUUGUCUGGAACUGCGCUAUGGCCACGAUGACGGUACAAUGGCUGCUUGGGCAAAGAAUCAAAGGGGGAAACUUCAGAGAUCGGGCACCGCCAUGGAUGUUGAGGGUUCUUCGAAAGCAAUCGAGGUAG
Colletotrichum karsti is the source of this 1140-nucleotide messenger RNA. RefSeq lists its product as uncharacterized. The record is from RefSeq and is a predicted model, not a curated record. The coding region runs from base 1 to 1140 and encodes 379 amino acids. Lineage: Eukaryota; Fungi; Ascomycota; Sordariomycetes; Glomerellales; Glomerellaceae. The transcript has 3 exons.